Messenger RNA from Nothobranchius furzeri (turquoise killifish), 1084 nucleotides. RefSeq names its product transmembrane protein 238-like. Lineage: Eukaryota; Metazoa; Chordata; Actinopteri; Cyprinodontiformes; Nothobranchiidae. The record is from RefSeq and is a predicted model, not a curated record.
CUCCUUCUUUAGAGGAUCUCACCUUCCACAAUGUCAACAUUUGUGCGCGUGGAGCCAGUUGCAGAGAGGAGCUAUGGCGCAGUAGGCCGCUGCAAGUGCUCCUUCUGGUUCGCAGUGGCCCACGACAUACUCGGUGUCCUCAUCAUGAUGGUGGGGGUGUUUGGAGGGCUGGUGGUCCACGACCUGUUUAUCUACGUUGGUGCCAUCAUCAUCUUCCUCAGCCUGAUCUGGUGGGUCUUCUGGUACUCUGGAAACAUCGACGUGCCGCCUGAGGAGCUGGAGGACGACGUUGGUCUGAUCAAGCCUAAGAAUCGUGGCCUUGGACGGGUCAUGAGGCGUGUUUCUGAACGCCUCUCCACCGGGAUCAGGAACUCUUUCAGGAGGAAGAGCCGGUCAGUUGGCGAGGGGACCUCAGGAGGACACAGACCUUCUAACGCCGCUACAGAGGUUUCCAUGAGGACCACUGCCUCCUCGUCUAAAGUUUAUGUCAGAGAAGCUCUGUCCGUAUGAACACGACUCUUCCUCUUGCUGAUUUUUCCCCUGUUUGAAGGACCUCUGUGCUUGUUCUGAAUCUGUAAUCAUUAGUCAACAGUCAAGUCACAUCUGGAUCAGAGCCACAUGCUCUCACGUUGCUGAUAAGAUCUAAACUUUGCACACAUUCGCAGGAUUUUACUGACACUUUAUGGUGCUUUCUCUCCAGUGUUAUCACCCAUCAGUUGAUGUUUAUUUGCAGGUUUUAAAGAAGACACUUCAUGCUUUUAUUUUUAGGUCUCAGAAUGGACAAUGAGCCUGAAAGCUGCUUCCUAAGGACGUGAAAGAGACAAAUAAAUGAUAUCUCCGCCUUCCGUAAAGGCAAAGGACAAAGCUACUCUCAUCCAACAUGCUGACAGUCUGGAAGAGCAUCACAAACAACUCCUUAUGCUGAGUGUUACUGGGAAUGUCUGAGUCAAGAUUUAACAAAUCAGACGUUUUCAGCUCGAAGAUGCACUCUGAGCGUGUUACCGUGUGUAAAAUCUCCGAUUUGUUCAUUGUUUCUACCUCAAACAGAGAUGCUAUUUAAAGUAAAAGCUCAGUCACAAAACCA